Messenger RNA from Marchantia polymorpha subsp. ruderalis, 1929 nucleotides. NCBI's taxonomy places the organism in Eukaryota, Viridiplantae, Streptophyta, Marchantiopsida, Marchantiales, Marchantiaceae. The record is from the annotation of a GenBank genome assembly.
GGCGAAACGCAGAGAGAUGGGAAGAGAGACAGAGGAGCCACAAGGUAAAAACGAUUUGACGAGCCGACUUAGAGAGGUAACAUUCGAACGAAGUAAGAGUCUGACCACGACAGUGGAGGUUUCUCGAGGAGCCGCAGGGAGGGAGGAUUGGCUCUUCUGGACAAGGACGGGAACUAUAGACUGCCAUCAUAAGUGCUCCGGUGAAGGGGUCGGAGGUGAUAUCUGGCAGCACAGAACUGCAAGCUAUCAGAGAUACGGGUGAUGCAUUGCGGUGUGAACGUGUCGACGCACCAGGGACGCCCUCCGCACGUGAAAAGCAGAAGUCUGGCACUGGGGCUGCACAAUCUUCGGGCCCACUGUCAGCCUAUCUACUUUUCAUGUACCGGUGGCCGUCAGGCUACUCGAGAUCUUCUCAUCACUAAUUGCCGUUUUGUUGUGUAUUGUGCUACAACGUAAGAAAAUACGCAUCUCCUACGGAACAUGCCAAAUCGACGACCUACGAACAGCUGGUUCUCCCCGAGUUCUCUCCGUUCGCUGCUCGCCCGCCCAUCGAGCGCACCCACGCUCGCUUCUCUCCUCUCUCAUCCCUCCGCCCCUGUGCUGUGCGGGGACGACUAUGUAAAAUCAUUUGUACACAAUGUCGUUGUCUUCGUGACCUGCGGGCUCUAGUGCUCCUGAGUUGAGGCAUGAGGUCUGCCAUCGUCCGGACUCCCCCUGUUUGUCUUCGGGCUUAUUCCACGAUCAUCUUCCAAAUUCCAGAUUCGAGCACUGUGAAGUGUGGUGAAGUGAAGUCCAGCGGAAUUCUGCUCCUCUCACUUGCUAAUCCUGGAACAGGCCAAAUUCUGUCAACAGGCGCAGAUCAGAGACAAAGUGCCGAUAGAGAUACAUCUUCUUCCGAUGUGUCAGAAGUUCGGUCCUGCGUUGUCUUCCAGUCUCAGACUUGCUGAAACAUUACCGAGAAAAUAUUGCUUUUCUUCGCUCAGUCUAUGUCUUGGAUGGUCUGCCCGUCCGACUUGAGAGAAAGUCUGCUUAAAAAUGGAAGGAGCAAAUUUAAGAAGGAUCGUGGCAAAAUUAAACUCAACGUAUUCUAUAUUCUGUAAACAACUGAUUAAGGUGGACUUGUACUCAUCCUUCUUACUCAUCGUUAACCUUACCAUGGCCAUUCGAUGCACAAGGUGGAGUUAGAGUACUAUGAAAAACCUCAUCCAAUGUAAUGCUCAUUCACAGGGAAUGUGAAGUUCAACAUUUUCAUAUCGAAUUGUAAGUUAGGAGAUGCUCUGUCACUCUCUUCAACGUGCAGUGGAUCUCUCCCAGUGCGACUGUAUCUCCUGAAUAUGCAUGUGGAUAUCCUACAGUCUUUCAGAAAGGGCAGAUCGGGACAGCUGAGGGAUGCAAAUUUAUAGGAGGGGUGGUGACUCUGGCGAGGAUAUCGAUGUGUCCAUCUAAUAGAUGUAGAGGAAUAUGAUCAUCGAAGGUUCUACCUGACACCUCCUAAAGCCCCUGAUAUAUGUAGUUCCGAAACCUGCGGCCGAGAAGCAUCUGGUGACUAGAAUCUAGAUGAGGCAUGCUCCCAACAUUGAAACUUGAAACGAAGACAGGUGGAAGGUAGCCAGGUCUGUAGUUUACUGAUGGUCUUCGGGCAUGGUCAGAGAGGGCAGGCACUCAAUACAUCACAACGCAGCACAGAGCCGCAGUGAAAGACGAUCUCUAAAUCGGCAUCGAGAGUCUUUCUUCCUUCCACUUGGCUGCAGAAUACAAUCUCUGCCAUCCCAGCAGCAAGGCUGAACAUGCCCUAUCACAGUCACAGCCUGUGCUGCGGUUUCAUUUGAAAUACCAUAUUUUAAAAGAGUGGUAAUGUUGUGAAUUUUACAACAUUUUUUUAAAAGCACAGUUGUAGCCAGUGGACAGAGCUGAGGCUAGCAAAGCGGA